CUAAAAGUGAGCUUCACUUACUUUCUGUUCCAGAGAUAACAAACAUGGAGCGAACAAGUAGCAUUAGGAGAAAAGCCAUGGCUAGACAACAUAAAGCUGAAGUCAUGAUAGCUGGAGAACAACUGAGGUUGAGACUUCACGACGGAAAACUGAUUAAGGACCGGCGCUACCACCUGCGCACAUAUCCUAACUGUUUCGUAGCACAGGAGCUUAUAGACUGGCUUGUGAGCCAUAAGGAAACUCCAGAUCGAGCAACAGCUGUCCGUCUCAUGCAGCAACUCAUGGAUCAUGACAUCGUUCAUCACGUCUGUGAUAAGAGGCCAGUAUUCAAGGAUGCCAAACUGCUGUACCGUUUUCGCAAGGAUGAUGGCACAUUUCCCUUCAAUACAGAAGUGAAAAUCUUCAUGCGAGGACAACGGCUGUAUGAACAUCUCAUAGGGGACAAGAACUCCAUUCUGCAGCUGAGAGAGGAGCAUGGUGUUGCGUAUCAGCGCUCCUUUCCUGGCUGCCAGUUGAUUGACUGGCUCCUUCAGAACGGGGAGGCAGAGAGCCGGCGUCGGGGACUAGAGCUGUGCCGUGCGUUGCAGGAGCAUGGCAUCAUUCAGCACGUGGCAAAGAAACAUGAUUUCUUUGACAGUGGACUUCUCUAUCAGUUCCGUAUCAAUUUUCGCCGCCGCCGGCACCUAUCUGAACUGUUAAAUGAAAGUGAGCAGGACAAUGAUGAAGGUGUGGCAGCGUCGGCACAAGAAGACAACCAUUCUGAGAGUCCAUUUGUUCUACGCAAAAGCCCAUCGCAGGAGGGCAACAGUGCUUUCCAGUCUGUAGGGUCGAAUACAGACCUGAAACAGGUCGUGAGUGCACGUCGAGGCAGUUUGAAUUCCCUUCAGCUUCACUCUGCUGGAUUUCCACCUCUUGUCCAGCUGUCUUCAACCUCAGUGGUGAGAUGCAAUCCUAAAUCAGUCCUUAGAAGAAAUUUUACAUGUGAAGAGUUAUUGGCACCUGGUGCACCCUUCAUCAAGAGAGUUUUGACGGUGUUAGGAGAUGCCCUUGGCUGGGGAUUUGUCGUCAGAGGUAUGGGUCCCUGUUAUGUGCAGGCUGUUGACCCUGGAAGCCCUGCAGCAGCUGCUGGAGUUAAGGUUAGACAGUUUGUGUGCCAGGUGAACGGACAGUGUGUUCUCUACCUGGACUACAGAACCAUCACCAGGCUGGUGAUGACAGGGCCUCGCACUGUUGUACUGGAAAUGAUGGAACCACUGGAAUGACCUUAAGCCUGCCUUUUGUUUUGGAUACAACUACAUCUGCUUGAACUGAAAUAAAAAUAAUACUAUGAAAAGUCUUUUACGAGACGUAGACUACAGGGCCAGAGUUCAUGCGCUCAUUUGUGGGAAAGAAACCACUGGAAAAUUUUGUGUUGAUUGCGCCGAGAGUAAGUAUAGAACAGAAUGCCUUUUAUUGUCAUUAUACAUCUUUUACAUGUACAAUGAGAUGGAAAGCAUCUCCUUCUUCAGUGCAACAUAGAAUAAAAUAAAAUAAAAUAAAAAAAAGAUUAAAUAGGUUUAGUGCAAGUCAAAAUGUAAAAAGAAAGCUAUACAACAAUAUGAAGAGAGAGUUAAAAAAAAACAAAAUACAAGGGGGGGGGGGUUAAGGUGCACAGUUCAAGAAAGUAUGGGUUAUGAGUGGAUAGAAGGAAGGAAGUCCGGGGGGUCAGGGGAAUAGACUGUGGGGUUCAGUGCAUGUGUGAGUUCAGUGUGGUUAUGGCUUUUGGGAAAAAACUGUCUCUGAGUCUGUUAGUCUCAGAGGGUUUAUGUAGCGAGGGUAAACUGCAAAGGGUUGUGUUUUAAUAAACCUGAGUUCCUGU
This is a messenger RNA of Toxotes jaculatrix (banded archerfish), 1858 nucleotides long. Its product is annotated as DEP domain-containing mTOR-interacting protein. Bases 45 to 1262 code for a protein of 405 amino acids. NCBI's taxonomy places the organism in Eukaryota, Metazoa, Chordata, Actinopteri, Toxotidae. The record is from RefSeq and is a predicted model, not a curated record. Gene Ontology annotation, biological process: intracellular signal transduction. The transcript is spliced from 9 exons. Gene Ontology annotation, molecular function: protein binding.